This is a messenger RNA of Chelonoidis abingdonii (Abingdon island giant tortoise), 1564 nucleotides long. The record is from RefSeq and is a predicted model, not a curated record. Lineage: Eukaryota; Metazoa; Chordata; Testudines; Testudinidae.
CGCGGCGGGGGAGGGGGCGCUCAGCCGCCCCGGGAGCGGGGGGAGGAGAAAGGGGGGGGGCAGAGGUUGCUCGCCGCUGCUCGCCCUUCCCCGCUGCAUCUUUCAUGGCAACAUGGCGAUGCCGGCGCAGCCCCGCCGCGCGGCUCCCUUCGGCCCGCUCCUGCUGCUCCUGCUGCUGGCCGGCCCCGCCGCCCACGGCUACAGCUUCCCGCAGCACUACACGAUGCAGUACUGGACCAGAAGGCUGGAGCAGGAGAUUGAUGGAGUGAUGAGGCUAUUUGGUGGUGUCCAGCAGCUCAGAGGGAUCUACAAUGACAACAGGAACCUGUUCGAGGUCAAGGAGAAUAUCCCUAAGAAAUUAGUGGAGAAGGUGUCGGGAGACAUUGAGAGCCUGUUGGCCAAGAAAGUCCGAGCUUUAAAGAGACUUGCUGGUGCGGCUGAGAAGUUCCAGAAAGCCCACCGCUGGCAGGACAACAUCAGGGAGGAGGAUAUUGAAUACUACGACUCCAAGGCAGACACGGAAUAUGACGAUCCAGAGGGAGAAGAGAUUGAAAGGGAGAAGUCCAACUCCCUGAAGCUGGAGUUUACCGAAGACGUGAACUUCAAAACCAAGGUUAACUAUUCAUAUGCCGCCGUGCAGAUCCCUACCGACAUCUACAAAGGCUCCACCGUGAUCCUCAAUGAGCUGAACUGGACUGAAGCCCUGGAGGACGUGUUUAUCGAGAACCGGAAGGAAGAUCCGACUCUGCUGUGGCAGGUCUUCGGCAGCGCCACUGGCGUGACCCGCUACUACCCAGCCACCCCCUGGAGAGCUCCUAAUAAGAUCGACCUGUACGACGUUCGCAGGAGGCCUUGGUAUAUCCAAGGGGCCUCCUCUCCAAAGGACAUGGUGAUCAUCGUGGACGUGAGCGGCAGCGUCAGUGGCCUCACCCUGAAGCUGAUGAAGACAUCAGUCUGUGAGAUGCUGGACACCCUUUCAGAUGAUGACUACGUCAACGUGGCUUCGUUUAACGAGAAGGCAAAACCUGUGUCCUGCUUCAAGCACUUGGUCCAGGCCAACAUCCGCAACAAGAAAGUCUUCAAAGAAGACGUGCAGGAGAUGGUGGCCAAGGGGACAACUGACUACAAAGCCGGCUUUGAGUACGCCUUUGACCAGCUGCAAAAUUCCAACAUCACACGAGCCAACUGCAAUAAGAUGAUCAUGAUGUUCACGGAUGGCGGGGAAGACCGGGUCCAGGAUGUGUUUGAGAAGUACAACUGGCCCAAUAAAACGGUGCGAGUGUUCACCUUCUCAGUGGGGCAGCACAACUAUGACGUGACCCCCCUGCAGUGGAUGGCUUGUGCCAACAAAGGUUACUACUUCGAAAUUCCCUCCAUUGGGGCCAUCCGAAUCAACACACAGGAGUACCUGGACGUGCUGGGGAGACCCAUGGUCCUGGCAGGGAACAAAGCAAAACAGGUUCAAUGGACCAAUGUCUAUCAGGAUGCUCUGGGCCUGGGGUUGGUGGUGACCGGCACCCUGCCAGUGUUUAACCUCACGGAGGAUGGCGGCAGCAACAGGAAG